Molecule: messenger RNA, 1928 nt
Organism: Drosophila hydei
Lineage: Eukaryota; Metazoa; Arthropoda; Insecta; Diptera; Drosophilidae
Product: carboxypeptidase B
Exons: 4
Coding region: 497-1846 (449 amino acids)
Biological process (GO): proteolysis
Molecular function (GO): metallocarboxypeptidase activity; zinc ion binding
Source: RefSeq, a predicted model, not a curated record
GAUCGCUCCAAGAUCGGUCGUCAGUUAGCAGCGCAAUUUUUUUCUUCCAAAAUUGUUUUUUUUUUUCACUUUCUGUUGUAAUUCUGUUUAACGUUGGUUGUUUAUUCACCUUUUUUUUCUUUUACCCAGUCUCAUUUUUGUGAUUGGAUUUUUUUUCUGUUUUUUUUUUUUUUUGAUUUUUUUUUAUCGGGAAACAGCCCUCGGCGCAGUUGCCCGGCUUGGUUUUAUAUAAAAAUUGAAGCGACACAAAAGCAGCAUUUAGUUUGGCUCAGUCAGUGGGGGCUGUCAAGUGUAACAGUCACACUCUCUCACACACACACACGGGUGGUAAGGUGUGUCAGCAACUGACCGGCAACUGCAGCAUCCAAGAAGCAACAACAAAAACAAAAGGAGCAUCAAUCACAGCGAAACGUCAAAUAUAUUGCUGACAACUGUUAACUGCUGACUGUGGACUGUUGGCCGAUUACUGAUAAGAUAGAGACAUAUCGAUAGCAAGAUGAAUCAUCAAUCACUGCUGCUCGGGAUGCUGUUUGGCGCGCUGCUGGCCAUGGCCGCGGCGAGUGGCAACUCCAGCGAUUCAAUGGCCUUGCCUGCUGACAAUGAGUAUCUGCAUCCGAAUGGCAUACAGAUGCGCUUCGAUGACACGGAGCUGUGGCGCAUUCACAACGUGAGCGAUGCCCUGCUCCAGACAAUACCUGUUGCCGAGAUAAUGGAGCAGAAGUUUGGCGGCAACAUUUGGAAGGAGAACUCCAAGUUUCUGGACAUCUCCAUUGACAAGGAGCAGGUGAAGGCGGCACGCAGCUUCCUCGUCGCCCAUCGACUGGAGGCUGAGCUGUUGGUCGAUAAUGUCCAGGAGCUCAUCGAUGAGGAGCAGCUGGAUGGCGUCAAAGGCACCCAAGCACAGCCAGGAUCUCGCACAAAGAAGGCCUCACGCGAUGGCAGCGGCAUGCACUGGAAUGAUUACCACAGUCUGGACAACAUCUAUGCGUUUAUGCGCGAAAUCCGUGCCAAAUAUCCCAAUAUCUGCCGUCUCUACACCAUAGGACAGACGGCCGAGGGACGCGACUUGAAAGUAUUACGCAUCUCAGAGAAUCCCCGCGAAAACAAAAAGAUUUGGAUCGAUGGCGGCAUCCAUGCACGUGAAUGGAUCAGUCCUGCGACGGUGACAUUCAUACUUUAUCAGCUGAUGAACAACUGGGAGAAUCAGCCGGCACAUAUACGCAGCCUCACCUGGUACAUAAUGCCAGUGAUGAACCCGGAUGGCUACCAGUAUUCACGCACCGUGAAUCGGCUGUGGCGAAAGAAUCGUUCGCCAUCGACGAGGCGCCAGAAUUGCUUUGGCGUCGAUUUGAAUCGUAAUUUCGAUAUUGGCUGGAAUGGCUUCGGAUCCUCGAAGGACCCUUGCAGCGAUGUCUUCCGUGGCGAUUCAGCCGCCUCCGAGCUUGAGACGCAGGCGGUGGCCAAUUUCCUUGCCAAGCGCAAAUACAAUCUGGAAGCCUAUCUGACGUACCACAGCUACGGUCAGAUGGUCGUCUAUCCGUGGGCCUACAAAGCCGUCAAGGUGAAGGACGCGUCGGUGCUGCAGCGCGUCGCCGACACCGCAGUCAAUCGCAUCGCCCAAAAGACCGGCACCACAUACCAGGCAGCCGUCACCCACCAGGUCCUUGGCAUUGCCGGCGGCGGCUCCGACGACUGGAGCCGUGCAGCACUCGGCGUGAAGUACGUCUACACCAUAGAGUUGCGCGAUCGCGGCGCUUACGGCUUUAUCCUGCCACCCAAAUACAUCAAGGACACGGCCCUCGAGGGCUGGACUGUGGCCGAGACGGUUGUCCAGGCCAUCAUCUAACCAGGGGCAAUACCCCCUUCUCCACCUACGAUCUAUGAGUGUGUGAGUGCGCCUAUCUGUGUGAAUGCUUAUUUAUGUAUGC